Messenger RNA from Besnoitia besnoiti, 1035 nucleotides. RefSeq lists its product as uncharacterized. Bases 1 to 1035 code for a protein of 344 amino acids. The transcript has 8 exons. The record is from RefSeq and is a predicted model, not a curated record. NCBI's taxonomy places the organism in Eukaryota, Apicomplexa, Conoidasida, Eucoccidiorida, Sarcocystidae.
AUGGCUGUCGAAACCCGUAAAGCAGAAAUUCUAAAGUUACAUGGGAAGGCUGCGCGAAAGGAAGAAGCUCUUCGAGCCGCAGAUCAACAGUUGACAAAAGAGAUGCAGAAGUUCGACGAGUUUCUUCGAGCGACAGACCAGCGAGCACACAUGGCCAUCAAAGAAGCAGACGAAGUAGGACGUAUCAAACUGGAGAAGCAACAAACCAUCAGGGAACUUCAGGAGCGUUUAAGUGCCUGCAAUGCGCGGAUAAGCAAAUACGAAGAGCUCGUGCAAGAAGGAAACAAGUACAGAAGUUUUCUGGAGAAGCUGUCUCCCCCAGAGUGGCUCGAAGAGCAAAGGAAAAAGAAGGCGGCACGCACGGCCACACGAAGGAGGGAAUGGGCAGAGACACAAUUACGGGUGCAAGAGGAGCGGCUGCAAAAGGACAUACGGGAAAUAGACUCCGAGACUGCCGAAAAGAUCAGUGAAUUGGAGGAGAAGAGGAAAACAGGCAAAUCAAUAGAUGAAGCCGAGGCCGAGGAGGACAGUGAGGAUUUACCCAUGUACUUCACCGAGCCUGAGCAGUUGCUCGAGCUGUUCCGCCAGCUUGAAGAACAGAAUCUCUUCUUGAUUCAGAAUGCUCAAGAAAACGAAGCCGCUCUGGAGGACGUGAUGGGGAAAUUCGCAGAGACAAAACAGCAAAUAGAGGGAAAAACAAAAACUUUGGAUGCACUGGUCCAGCAGCUGCAAGACCAGGUCAAGACCCAGCAACGAAUAUGCGGCAAUCUGCAAACUACACUUCAAAAGAAGGGAAACAAGCGAGAAGAGAAGAUGAUAUUUCAGCAGCUGACGAAUAAAAUAGGAGAGGUCCACGCAAUAUGUGGCUAUGAAGGGGAUGCUGCCCACGAUGCCAUUCGCAAACUCGAGCAGGUCGAAACCAAAAUGGAAGAAUACCUCGCAGUCCUAGAUAAGUAUGAAGGUAAACCAGUCCUUUGUGUCGUGGUGCCUCUGGUCAGCAGAUAUCAGGACCACAGUGGCAUAGCUGCCACAUAG